Messenger RNA from Papilio polytes (common Mormon), 1649 nucleotides. Its product is annotated as putative malate dehydrogenase 1B. The transcript has 5 exons. Gene Ontology annotation, molecular function: L-malate dehydrogenase (NAD+) activity. The record is from RefSeq and is a predicted model, not a curated record. Bases 29 to 1624 code for a protein of 531 amino acids. Gene Ontology annotation, biological process: tricarboxylic acid cycle; malate metabolic process; oxaloacetate metabolic process. Lineage: Eukaryota; Metazoa; Arthropoda; Insecta; Lepidoptera; Papilionidae.
UAUGAAAUGUUAUUUUUCGUGUUGAUGAAUGGUAAAUAUGGGAGUGCAAAUAAUAAUAUCAGGAGAAUCUCAAUGCGAAUCUUUUGCGAAAGUAUGCGCAAUUGCUGACUAUAUUUCUCAAAAUCUACCUAAUUUUUGUUAUAGGAUAAUUGAAAAGUCAGUGUUAGAGUGGAAGACUUGGCUUUGUAAAAUAAACCUUAGAAAUAAAUGGCAUCACAACGAAUCUCCAUUAAUAUGGAAAGAGUUAUUGAUUGAAGGAAGCAAGCCAUAUUACAUAGGUGGAGCUUCAGAGUUUUUAGAUUAUUGUUAUUCGUAUUAUCAAUUUGAAACCUAUGUCUCCAGCGAAAGAUUCGAAGGUCUUAUAGAUAAUUUUAAUCAAUAUAAGAAGAAAGUAAGAAAAGACGAUAAUAUUGAUGAUCAGGACAGUAAGGGCCCUGCAGAAGACCAAGCUAAAAAUCUUACUGUUUGUAUUUCGGGAGCCAGUCAUCCACUAUCUAUGUACAUAAUAUCUGGUCUAUUAGAUAUGCCUCUCGGGAACAAGAGUAUGGUAAAAAUUUUUAUUUAUGACAAAGAUUAUUCCCAAACUUUUUUGGAGUAUGUGGAAAGUGAGUGCAGCUAUGUGGGUAAUAAUUAUCCUGGUAAAGUCGUAAAGUAUACAAAUAAAAUGGGUAUGGCACUUGCAAGUUGCGAUUUAUUGAUCAUAAUGGAUUACGUGCCGUUUAGUGUCGACUUAUCCAUUGGCGAUUGGCUUGCCAUGAAUGCUCACGGUCUAAAAAUAUUAGCCCCUAUGAUAAAUGCAUCUGCCUCUCGAAACAUGUAUAUAGUAUUACCUAAUCUUGGACCAGCUUGUUACAAUGCCACUUUGUUGACAAAAAUACUAACAAGUAUUAAUAAAAAAAACAUUGUGGUGGUGACUUCGGAUUUGGGAUUGGAAAUAGCACCCAUUGUGGCUGAAGAAGCUGAAAUAGAAAUGAAGGACAUGUUUUGUCCACCCGUUUGGGGAUUUGUAGGCAUAAACCAUCUUGUAGAUGUUAAAAACACAAUUCAUAAGUAUAAUGCUUUUCAACCAUAUAACAGAUAUGUUAAAGUGAGGAAAUCAUCGUUAUGUGUUGGAGUACUAACUCCCGAAUUUAGAACACUAGAAUACCUUUUGCAUUUCAAUGAAAAUUUGUGGACGAAGUUGUUGGAAGCUAAGAAAAAAGCUAACAACGAGGAGUUAUCGAUUAAUAAAGCUAUAUCAUUACUAAAAUUUGUUCAAUUAUGGCUUUCUGGUCCAAAUUCGGACGAUGUUCUAUGUCUGGGAGUAGUAUGUAAUGGAUCUUUUGGGUUAUCUUUUGACGGGGUUUUUUCCCAACCGGUAAAAUUCACUGGAGGGUUUUGGCAGCCAGCGUGUGAUUAUCUAGUUCCAAAAGACCCCCAUAUGAAUAUUUUAUAUUUGGCAGAUAUGGCUAAAAAAAUUGUAAACCUUAGAAAAUCAGAAUUACCAAAAAUUGAUUCUUACAUUCCGUGUGCAUGUUCCAAAAGAAAUAAAAUAAUUAGUUUAGAACAAGAAGACCAGGAAAAACAAGAGAAAAUAAAGACUCAAGAAGAUAAGGUCCAGAAGUCAAUAAUUUUUACAGAGUAACAUUUCAAUUGUUUGCAAUGUUAAA